Emiliania huxleyi CCMP1516 is the source of this 339-nucleotide messenger RNA. RefSeq lists its product as hypothetical. The transcript has a single exon. The record is from RefSeq and is a predicted model, not a curated record. Lineage: Eukaryota; Haptophyta; Isochrysidales; Noelaerhabdaceae. The annotation marks the transcript as partial.
ACCGGCCAUGCCGGGUGCCCGGGUGGCGUCCUCGCAACAUCUGGAGAGGUGGGCAAGGCCUCUGAGGAGGCGUGCGGAGUGCUGGCAGUGAGCAACAAGAUCGCUCCCGUGGCGCCAAAGCGGCGUGCGCGCGGCGGCAAGGCCAGCUGCGCGCACCGGCUCGAGAACUUCCGGCAGCACAAGGCUGCGGCACCUGCGGCUGCUCCUGCGAUCAAGUGGGAGCAGCUCGCCCACGGCCUCUUGCGUCAGCAACGCGCGACUCUGCGUGACGGCGCGCGAGCGGCCUGGGUGCGCAUGCGCGCCGCCCGAGAUCGGCGCGGCGGUGCGGAGCGCGUGGAG